Echinostoma caproni is the source of this 1839-nucleotide messenger RNA. The record is from the annotation of a GenBank genome assembly. NCBI's taxonomy places the organism in Eukaryota, Metazoa, Platyhelminthes, Trematoda, Plagiorchiida, Echinostomatidae.
CGUGAUGCAACGAACGGCUUCAUAAUGAAUGGUGACAGUCAUGCUCCAAUGGACACAGAAUCUAACGAGAACAAAAAGUCCCGAAUGGAGUACGUGGAGACCGUCCCUUCGAAAGUUGUGCACAUCCGAAACAUGCCUAACGACGCCUCCGAACAAGAAAUCGCCUUGCUCGGAAUCCCAUUCGGACUGCUCGAAAAUAUGGUGCUCUCGAAAAAAGCCGGACAAGCUUUGAUAGAGAUGCAGUCGUUGGAAAGUGCUAUUCAUAUGGUGUCGUAUUACCGCGAGUAUCAAGUGACUUUACGUGGUCGUAAUUUGGUGAUGCAGUUCUCAAAGCACCAACACCUGGAAUUACACUCAGAAAACACAAAUAUAGGUGAUGCAAUCAAAAACGCCAACUGUAUCGUACAGCAAGAUCUUUGUGGUGCUAACUGUGGUAUCCCCAACACCGUCUUGCGGGUGCUAGUAGAUAAUAUAAUGGGUCAGCAAAUCAAUCACACGAUCCUUCACAAAAUAUUCUACAGAUAUGGAAAAAUCCUGCGUAUCAUCACCUACCUGAAAAACAAUCAAUAUCACGGGCUAAUAGAGUUUGAAAACCAUAUUCACGCCUUUGUGGCUAUGUUGCACCUGAACGGACAAAAUAUAUACACGGGUUGCUGCUCUCUGCGUGUAGAGUUUUCCAAAAAUCGUGGUCCACUAGAGGUUCGCCAUGAAAAUGAUAAAUGCAGAGACUACAUCAAUAACCCUCUGACCGAAGAGGAAUUAAUCAACCUCCGUCGCUACACUUCGGGUUCGAUGACCAGUGGUACCAGCGGGGGCGGUGCUCCGCACGGUGGUAACCCCACCGGUAUGGUACAACAUUUUCAAGGUGCAGUUGUUCCUGGCAUGACUCCGCAAGGGCUUCACCUCCCUGUUGGUAUGAUUGCGCCUCCAAGUACGAGCAAUGCUGGAAUCAACGAUCUUACUGCGCAGUUAGCUGCACUAGCACAACAGUCUGGACUGGCACUUACUCCGGCGGCGGUUGCUGCCACCGCUAGCUUCAUGGCAAUGACGGCACAAAAUAAUGCGGUGGGUGCACAGUCCGUGCCAAGCACACCAAACCUCGCGGCACUGCUGGCUGCUAUUCAGGGAGGUACAGUACAAAAUCCCAUGAUGUCACAUCUUACUGGUGGCAACCCGGGCCCCUUAGGGUCGCAUGCGCUGAGCCAACAUGGUACUGCUCCUGGUGCCCGGCCUCCACCGAACAACAACGGAGGGACGGUUCUCAUCGUAUCCAAUCUUCACGAGGAGAGAGUGUAUCCGGACGCUCUUUUCACCCUCUUUGGUGUCUACGGUGACGUGACGCGAGUGAAAAUAAUGUUCAAUAAGAAAGACACAGCCUUGGUCCAAUUCGCAGAUCCUCAGCAAGCCCUAACAGCCCUCCAGUUCCUUUCUGGUCAACGUUUAUGGGGUAAAACUAUGAAGAUAGCAGUCUCCCGACACAACGUUGUCCAAUUGCCCCGCGAAGAUUCCGACAACGGUCUUACGAAAGACUAUAGCACGAGCUUGUUGCACCGAUUCAGAAAGCCGAAUUCGAAAAAUUACAUGAAUAUUUACCCUCCAAGUCAUGUGCUCCAUUUGAGCAAUAUACCGCCUACAAUCUCCGAGGAAGAUAUACGACUUCUGUUUGCCGCUAAAGGAUUUGAGGUGACAGGAUUUCGAUUUAUGCAAAAAGAUAAAAAGAUGGCCCUCGUUCAGCUGGACUCUAUUGAUACUGCAAUACAAGCGUUGAUUGAGCUUCACAAUACGCAGUUGACGGAAAAUUCCCAUCUACGGAUCAGUUUCAGCAAAUCCGCAGUUUGA